GCGCCGCGAGGGCUGCCAGAGCCAAAGACCAGGGAGAGCCCCAUCUUCCAAAUUCAAACCGCACGCGUCACGGCCCCAACGAGAGGACGUCCCGCAGCACUCCGAGCGCUCCCGGGACGCCCCGUCGCCGCGCGGGCGCUGCGCCAAGUCCAAGCCUGGUGGCCUGCAAUAUUUUAGACAGCCGCACCGAGCGCGCGCUUGGAGCCGCAGGCUUCGGCCUCUGUCGCGCAAACGCGUCCUCGUGUGACUGGUGGGCACGCCGCGGCGCGCGGUCGGGGCAUGGGCGCGCAUUCACGAAGUUUGCUGCUGCUGGUGGCUGCCCCGCUGGCCGUGCAGGCGGCGGGCGGCGUGCGCGCGGCCGCGGGGCUGCGCACGGCGGCGCACCGAGCGGCCAGAGACGUCGGGGCAGCGAAACGGGCGGGAAACCCGGCAGUGGCCGCCGGCGCGACGACGGCGCCCGCCGCGCGAGAGGCAGCGGCGACGCCGACGCCGACGCAGCGCGUCCUCGACGCGAUGCGUUUGUCGCUGCAAAGGUGGGAUAAAGUAGAGACGAAGCAAGGGGCCCAGGACUACGUCCGCGACAUAUUGAGCCCCGCGAAGCGCGGCGCGUUAGGCCGCAUUCUCAUCUUAAAUGGCCGCGUCUUCGCGAACGAAGAAGGCGGCAAGGUCCAACAACAUUUAACCAUGGUCUCACGGCCGUCCGCGAAAGGCAUUCCAAAGUAAAAAACGUGGCCUACCUCCACAACUCGGAAGCCGCCCGGGAGCUGCCUCGAGAAUAAAAAAGGCGAGCUUUUGCCAACCACGCUCAUCGCAAAAAAGUACUCCUCGAAGGAAUGUGGCGUGUUAGUGCCGAACCCCUACUUCGGCGACCUGGACCAUUGGUCAAAUGUGGCGCAGCUGUUGGAGGACGCGUCGCGGAAGCACCCCUACUGGAAGCGCGAUCCCAGAGCUUCUGGCGCGGCCAUAUUAGAUGGAGGAACAAGGACUGCGACCACGAGUCCGGGAAUAUUGCCCGUUUCUUGGGGACGCUGUUGACCUUGCGCCACCCGGACCAAUUUGACGUGAAGGUGCGGCAUCUGGAGGCAAGAAAGCGCAUCUGGACGAACGCGACGGCCCUCCAUGCGACAAAAUGCAAGGACGGCGCCGCAAAGUACCCCUUUCGUAUUGAUGGCCUAGACGGGCUCGUGCAGCGCCUCUCGGAGGCCCAGGACGUGAGUUGGGUCAAUCCCGUCGACUACGCGCGUUAUAAAAUCCUGGCGCACUUCCCCGGCGGCACGACGGGGUCCUACAGUCGGAACCUCAACCACCUCUGGGCCACCGGCUCGACCGUCAUGAUCUGGGACCACCCGGCCCAGGAGCACUACUAUGCUGGUUUAGAAGAAGGUCGAACGCACCUCGUCUUCAACGCGACGACCGCCGUCGAGGUCGCGAAACAGAUCACGGACAACUACCGCCUCGCGCGCCGCCUCCGGGAAGGCGCCGCGGACGUGCAGCGGGAGUUGGUCUGCGCCGACUGCCUGCACGGCUUUUUGCUGGAGACGCUGAAAGCGUUCCGGGCGCACUUCUCAACAAAUCUCGCGCUCGACGAUGUUGAGACGGCGCGCGCGACGCUGAAAGGGGUCGAGUGCGGGGACUUCGUCGAGUACGUCUCCCACGGGGUUGUGGAGAAGGUUCCCCCCUCAAACGUGAAGGCGGGCCCGGGCGAGGACCAGUCUUGCGUCGAUCUGGUCGCCGCCGCCUUCGCGCCUUCUUGA
Pelagomonas calceolata is the source of this 1754-nucleotide messenger RNA. Lineage: Eukaryota; Pelagophyceae; Pelagomonadales; Pelagomonadaceae. The record is from the annotation of a GenBank genome assembly.